AUGGGCGAACGCCAUGGCGGCAUUGAGGAGGUGGACGGGCGCGAUGUGGAAGGGCAUCAGCCAAAGGAGCAGGAGCAGCAGACGGAUAAGGGUCUGCUGGAAGAGCAGCACCAGCAGGAAAUGGGAGUCCCUGAUUCCACCGACGCACACGCAGGCGACAGCGUGGCAGCGCAGCACGGGUUCGCGUACAGCGUGGAGCAGCUGGUGAAUCUCAGCUCCAACGCUAACCUCGACGACCUGCAGCGCAUGGGAGGGGUGAGGGGUCUAAGCGCGGGUCUGGCCGUGGAUCUCGAACUGGGGAUCAACGGUGACGAUGCAGAAGACCUCCAGCGCCGGGUCGAGGCGUAUGGAGCCAACACCUACCCCAAGAAGCCCCUCCCUCCCUUCUUCUGGUUCGUGUGGCAGGCGUCGCAGGACCCUAUCCUUAUCAUCCUCAUGGUCUGCGCUGCGCUCUCCCUCUUCUUCGGCAUGAUCGCCGAGGGAGCGCACGAGGGGUGGCACGAGGGCGUGGCUAUCUGCAUCGCCGUUCUCAUCGUCGUCACCGUCACUGCUGUCACGGACUAUCGGCAGGCGCUGCAGUUCCAAGGGCUGGACGCAGAGAAGGAGGAUAUUCAGCUCAAGGUGAUCAGAGGAGGCCGCAGCCAGGCGGCAUCAAUAUUCGACCUGGUGGUGGGGGACAUAGUGCCGCUCGCCAUAGGCGACCAGGUGCCAGGCGAUGGGGUCUUCAUCUCAGGCCACUCGCUCACCAUCGACGAGUCAUACAUGACCGGCGAGAGCGACCCCAUGCACAAGGAUGCGUACCGGCCAUUUCUCAUGUCGGGGUGCAAGGUGGUGGACGGCUAUGGCACCAUGCUCGUGACAGCAGUGGGCAUCAACACGGAGUGGGGGCGCAUCAUGGCCACAGUCAACAAGGAUGACGAGUCCGUCACACCACUGCAGGCGCGCCUCUCCAGCCUGGCGAAGGCAAUCGGGAAGGUGGGGGUGACGGUGGCGGUGUGUGUGCUCAUCUUCCUGGUGGUGCGCUACUUCACCGACUACUACAGCGGGCAGAGCUUCGUGGAUGUCAUCAAGGACCUCGUGGACGAGAUCGCCAUUGCUGUUUCCAUUGUCGUCGUUGCCAUUCCCGAGGGGCUGCCCCUCGCCGUCACCCUCACGCUGGCCUACUCAAUGCGGCAGAUGAUGAACGAUAAGGCGCUGGUGCGCAACAUGGCGGCGUGUGAGACCAUGGGUUCGGCCACUGCCAUCUGCAGUGACAAGACCGGCACUCUCACUCUCAACCAGAUGACGGUGGUGCGGGAGUGGCAAGGAGGGGAGCUGCACAAGCCUGAUGCAAUCAACAACUUCGACCCCUCCUCGCCUCUCCUUCAGGUUAUUCUGGAGGGUGUGGCGCAGAACAGCACAGGAACAGUCUUCAUCCCUGAGAACGGGGGCGAAGCGGAGGUAUCUGCAAGCCCUACAGAGACCGCCAUCAUCCAGUGGGCGCUCGCUUUGGGCAUGGACUACAACGGGCUGCGCCACUCCUCAGACAUCAUUUCAGUAGAAGCAUUCAACUCCACCAAGAAGCGCGCGGGCGUGGCAGUGAAGCGCGCUGGUGGCGACGUGGUGGUGCACUGGAAGGGCGCAGCGGAGAUGGUGCUAGCUAAUUGCACCCACUGGAUGGACGCACAGGGCAAUGCUGUCGCCUUCACUCACGACAAGCUCGAGGCAGUGCAAGCAUCAAUAGCCGCCAUGGCAGCAUCGUCCCUGCGCUGCAUCGCCCUCGCAUCAGCCCCCGUGCCCUCCACAUCUGUGCCAGACGACACCGAGUCCUGGCAGUUCCCAGACACCUCCCUCUCUCUGCUCGCCAUCGUCGGAAUCAAGGACCCCUGCCGCCCAGGCGUGCCGGAGGCGGUGGCUCGGUGCCAGAAGGCGGGGGUGAAAGUGCGCAUGGUGACGGGGGAUAAUGUGCUCACGGCGCAGGCCAUUGCACGCGAGUGCGGGAUUCUCACGCCUGAUGGGAUUGUGAUUGAAGGGAAGGACUUUCGCGUGCUGCCAUUGGAUCGCAUGAUGGAGAUCAUCCCCACCAUUGAUGUGAUGGCGCGGUCGUCCCCCACGGACAAGCAUCUGCUGGUGUCGCUGCUGCAGCGCAUGGGCGAGGUGGUGGCCGUCACAGGCGACGGCACCAACGACGCGCCUGCGCUCUAUGAGGCGGACAUCGGUCUCUCCAUGGGGCUAUCCGGCACAGAAGUAGCCAAGGAGAGCUCCGACAUUGUCAUUCUGGACGACAACUUUGCGUCCAUCGUGCGCGUGGUGCGGUGGGGGCGCUCGGUCUUCGCGAGCAUUCAGAAGUACAUCCAGUUCCAGCUCACUGUCAACAUCUGCGCGCUUACUCUCAACUUCAUCACCGCUCUCACUGACGGCUCCGUGCCGCUCACCACCGUGCAGCUGCUGUGGGUGAAUCUCAUCAUGAACACGCUGGGAGCGCUGGCUCUCGCCACAGAGCCGCCCACCUCCGACCUACUAGAGCAGCCGCCCGUAGGCAGAACUGCGCCGCUCAUUACCAACAUCAUGUGGCGCAACAUCUUUACCCAGGCAGCCUUCCAGCUGACAGUGCUACUGGUGUUUAACUAUGGGGGCAUUUCUCUGCUGGGCAUUGGAGGCGUGUCCAAUCCCAAGCAGCUUAACAACACAAUCAUCUUCAACACCUUUGUUUUCUGCCAGCUGUUCAACGAGAUCAACGCGCGGCGCCCCAACAAGUUCAAUGUGUUUGAGCGCCUGCACAGGAGCCCCAUCUUCAUUGCCGUGCUCUGCUUCUCCGUCACCUUCCAAGCACUCGUGGUGGAGGUCUUCCAGUCCUUCGCCGGCACCACCUCGCUCUCCUGGAACCAGUGGCUGCUCUGCGUUGGCAUCGGCGCCAUCAGCCUCCCCUUGGCCUUUGUGGCCAAGUUCAUCCCGGUGUCAGAGGUGCCUCUCUUUGACUGCUUCAAGCGCCUGCGCACGAAGCGCAGGAAGUCCUCGCGCCAUCUCAUAACCAUUCAGGAGCUGCAGGCCUCCGCCAUCAGUGGUGCCGCUGCUGCCACUGGCACCCGUGCUGCUGCCUCGUCCACCCCUGCUGCCGCUGAGGAGAACGAUGGGGGAAACGCUGAAACUGUUUCAGGAGAGACUGGUGUUGCAGCUCCAGUGGACAAAGCUGUUUCUGCACCAUCGGUAGCAGCAGCAGCAGCAGAAGAUGGAACAGGUGGGGCUUCUGUGCCCCCAACAGCGUCCUCCUGA
Messenger RNA from Closterium sp. Naga37s-1, 3252 nucleotides. NCBI's taxonomy places the organism in Eukaryota, Viridiplantae, Streptophyta, Zygnematophyceae, Desmidiales, Closteriaceae. The record is from the annotation of a GenBank genome assembly.